AUGAUGGGGAUCUUUUUGGCGUAUGUUGGAUUUGUUUUCUUUUCCGUUUUAUAUGUACAACAAGGGCUCUCUUCUCAAGCAAAAUUCACCGAGUUUCCGCGGAACGUGACAGCGACCGAGGGGCAGAAUGUGGAGAUGUCCUGCGCUUUCCAGAGUGGCUCUGCCUCGGUGUACCUGGAGAUCCAGUGGUGGUUUCUGCGGGGGCCCGAGGACCUGGAGCCCGGGGCCGAGGUGGCUGGUGCGCAGGUGGAGCUGGUGCCCGACCGAGACCCGGACAACGACGGGACCAAGAUCAGCACAGUGAAAGUCCAAGGCAAUGACAUCUCUCACAAGCUUCAGAUUUCCAAAGUGAGGAAAAAGGAUGAAGGCUUGUAUGAAUGCAGGGUGACAGACGCUAAUUACGGAGAGCUGCAGGAACACAAAGCCCAGGCCUACUUGAAAGUCAAUGCCAACAGCCAUGCUAGGAGGAUGCAGGCCUUUGAAGCCUCGCCCAUGUGGCUGCAGGAUAUGAAGCCUCGCAAGAAUGUCUCACUGGCCAUUCCCAGCAGCAUCCACAGCUCUGGCAACCAGCGAAUGCACUCCACCUCCAGCCCUCAAGCGGUAGCCAAAAUCCCCAAACAAAGUCCACAAUCAGCAAAGAGCAAAUCGCCUGUAAAAUCUACGGAGCGGACAGCAAAGUUGACCCUAAACUCCAAGCACCAUUCUGCACCCACUGUUCUCUAA
This is a messenger RNA of Prionailurus viverrinus (fishing cat), 723 nucleotides long. RefSeq names its product V-set and transmembrane domain containing 2A (gene VSTM2A). Lineage: Eukaryota; Metazoa; Chordata; Mammalia; Carnivora; Felidae. The transcript has 5 exons. The coding region runs from base 1 to 723 and encodes 240 amino acids. The record is from RefSeq and is a predicted model, not a curated record.